Molecule: messenger RNA, 1164 nt
Organism: Vigna umbellata (rice bean)
Lineage: Eukaryota; Viridiplantae; Streptophyta; Magnoliopsida; Fabales; Fabaceae
Product: Haloacid dehalogenase-like hydrolase (HAD) superfamily protein
Cellular component (GO): chloroplast
Source: RefSeq, a predicted model, not a curated record
AAGAGGUAGCUAACUAAAUAGUGUAUAAGAAGAUUUUAGAAGAGUGGGACGAAAAAUGCGAUGAGCGAAGAAGAAAGCAGAGAUUGGGAAUGCCAUUGCUCAUAUCCAAUUCCGCCAAAGCCUUUAGCUUCUCCAGGCUAAUGUCCUCUCAUCCUCCCGCACUCAAAACGCGUCUCAGAGGCGUCGUUUUCGACAUGGACGGCACCCUCACUGUCCCUGUCAUCGAUUUUCCGGCCAUGUACAGGGCGGUGCUCGGCGAUGCGGAGUACCUCAGGCUGAAGGCGGAAAACCCUUCCGGCAUCGACAUUUUGGGUCACAUCGAGACUUGGCCUCCUCAUGAAAAGCACAAGGCCUACGAUGCCAUCGCCGAGGUCGAGCGUCAGGGUCUCGAACGCCUCCAAAUCAUGCCUGGUGCUUCGGAGCUUUGUGCUAUUCUUGAUUCCAAGAAAAUAAGGAGGGGUUUGAUCACUAGGAACAUGAAGUCAGCAGUUGAUUUAUUCCAUGAACGAUUUGGGAUUACAUUUUUUCCAGCAUUAAGCAGGGAAUUUCUUCCUUAUAAACCUGAUCCAGCUCCACUACUGCAUAUUUGUUCUCUUUGGGAUGUUCAACCGAAUGAAGUAAUAAUGAUUGGGGACAGCCUUAAAGAUGAUGUGGCUUGCGGGAAGCGAGCAGGAGCCUUUACAUGCUUGCUUGAUCAAAAAGGAAUAUAUGAUUCUCCCGAGUAUGCUGAUGUUGAAUUCAAACCAGAUUUCAAGGUGUCUUCCCUUGCUGAUGUUUACUCAAUUCUAGAUGUAAAUUUUGAUCUGUCAUCCUGAUGAUAAGGAUCGUUCACGCGAGCCAAUUAUUGUGGUUUAUGCCAAGAAGAGAUAUAUGGAGGUGACAUAUUUAUUAGGGUAGUUUCAUUUCUUACCUUUGGUAAGGUCAUGAAACAAAAAUAUCAUUGAAAAAUUUAGGUUGGAGGGUUUAAUUAAUAGGUGUCACUUUAAUAUUAAUAUUGUAACUUAGCUUGGAUCAUUUUCAUUGUCUUGCAUCGGCAUGAAUGCCAUCCAAAAUCACUGUUCUGAAAGUUAAUGUCAGCAACAUGAUACAUUGGAUUGUGCUGUACAUGUUACCUCUCUUUGGACUUGCAAGUACUGUAGAUGUUACUUCACUUUCUUUGACUCA